Saccoglossus kowalevskii is the source of this 2354-nucleotide messenger RNA. RefSeq names its product alpha-N-acetylgalactosaminide alpha-2,6-sialyltransferase 2-like. NCBI's taxonomy places the organism in Eukaryota, Metazoa, Hemichordata, Enteropneusta, Harrimaniidae. Gene Ontology annotation, molecular function: sialyltransferase activity. The record is from RefSeq and is a predicted model, not a curated record.
CUGCAAUGUGAGGUCACCAGACGUUGAUUGUGAAUCCGAAAACAACUUAAUUCAUAUCUCACGGAUCGAAAAUAAUCAACGUUAUGAUACGAGUGUCUCGAAGAGCGUGUGCCAUUGGCUGAACUGUGAACCGGCAAUCUGCGAUAAGGAAGUAUGUCCCGCAUUUCUUAUCAGUGCGAAAUCGUGUGACGCAUGAGGUCCUGUGACAGAGCAGUGCCAACUACUACCUUCUCUGUAGCGACCAAAAAACGCCCGUCAUUAUUAUUGGCGUGUUGUUGAGUCUCUCGGAUAGUUCUAGCAGGGUUCUUGUAAGACAUAUCAGCACACCGCAUUGUGGCUCUCUCUGCUGUGACCGCAGAGUGACGGAGCAGGAUACUGACUCACCGAAGACACAGGUCAUGGUCUGAACUUGCUAGACGUAGGCGGUUUAAUGGUCUGCAAUGGCUGUAGCUAAAGGGUACACGCGACUGGACAUACUGAAGUUUGUGUUUGUGUCGUGUUUACUUAUAUGCAUCAUCGUAUUUUACGGCUAUAGAAGUUUGUGGCUGGGAUCAGAUAAAAAUAUCCGAUCUAUUAAGCUGUACAGGCCGCCAGACAAUUCCUCGGCAUUGCGUCUGGCUUCUUCAAACGUGCGAUAUGUGUUGGAAAAGUUAAAAGCAGAUUCUCGAUCGAGAAACUUGAACCGUACACUAUUGACAGACGACAUUGAAUCUAAAUUAAAUCACUCAAUUCGUCUAAUAAAUUCCGUCCAAUUGUCUGAGCAUCUUCAAGUUCCUGACAUUCCAAAUACAGACAAUACGAGCCCUUACUUUGAUACACCAACAGAAUUCAUUUCAGAGUUGGAAAAAUUGAUCAACCUCAGACAAAAUGAGACCGCGGGGUUGUCUCUAGCGGAAGAACGUAAAUAUAACAAAGACGAUCAGUAUAAAUAUUAUGCGCACUGCCCAUCAACCCUGAGGAAAAAAAUCCUCGAGAUUCCAGAACUUCGAAAAAAGUUCAUUCCAGACAUCCCGAUUUUAUUAACAAGCGAUCAUUUUAAUAAGGAGGAAUAUGAUCGACUCUCACAUUUCAAGACUCCACAGGGAUGGUCAAACGUAGACUAUAAAGAGGUUGCUGACGUAGCUUCAAACUUGAACACUGACGGGAGUCGCUAUAUGUUCGACAAUUUAGUGAGCAAAUGGAAAAACACAGCCAGGUGUGUUAGAUGUGCUGUUGUUGGAAAUGGUGGUGUUCUGAAAAACUCUAAACUAGGGGAGGAGAUCAAUUCACACGAUUACGUAUUCAGGGUGAAUGUAGCUGUUACCAAAGGCUUUGAAUCUGAUGUAGGGGAUAAGACAAGUCACUACGUGUUCACCAUGGUAACCUUGGAUAACUCUAUCAGGGGUGGUAACAAAUAUGGGUAUAAAAGCGCCCCCAACGGAAAGGAUAUUCGUUACGUCUUAGUUCCAUGUGAACAAUGGAGCUAUCAGGUCAUAGGCGCCGCCCUGUCUGGUAAGCCAUUGCCUCGUAGUCAGGACGGUUAUAGCAGAUCUCCACCAACUUUUCCUGUCAAGCUAAAUAACAACAAUGUCAAGGUCCUGCAUCCAGACUUUUCAAGAUAUUUAUUUUGGAGCUGGGUUGACUCGCCAGGUCGUAAAAGGGAUAUUUAUCGCCCGCAAACAGGGGCAUUUAUGCUACUCGUAGCAUUGCAUACUUGUGAUGAAGUUGAUGUCUAUGGAGUUGGAGCAAGUUAUUCAAACUAUACGGAUCAUUAUUACGACAAUGGCCGCCAUGUUGAAUAUGCAAAUCACGACUACACCACCGAAAAUAAAUUAUGGGCACGUUUGAAUGAACUGGGGAUCAUUAAUCUUCAUACGUGACUUUAAAGUACCGAGAUUUUUCCAUUUCUAGUUUCCGGGUAAGCAGAUCACAUGCAUAAACCGAAAAGGGCAUAGAUGAAUGUGUGAAUCCGUGAACAUAGCUCUUUUGCUGUUAUCCUGAGUCACAAAACACCGAGACGAGUUAGAUGAGAUUUAGUUUGUUUUUACAUCUGAUUAGGUUUUGCAUAAUAAGUGACCAUACCUAUGAAUCGGAUAACCAAUUAGGAUUCCGAUAAUGUUUUUGGUGCUAAUAUGUUAAACUCAGUAUAUGCCGAGUAGUACCCGAAGUAAUCCGUUGCAGCCCGAGUGACACUCUACGUAAACCGCAUAUUGUUCGGUAAUUAGUUCGGCAACUUUGGUUUAUAGUUAUCUUCACCCUUUUCCGUCAUCUUACACAUCUAAUCAAAAUUAACAGAAGAUCAUUAAAAUGAUAUUCAGUUUUUACUCUGAAACUAUGACGUAUUUAAUUUUACAAAUAAAAGAGAAUUUCAUAUA